CCCUUGUGGCACAAAAAGAGGAACAGAGCUCAGAGGCAGCCUGGUCUCAGCUCCUGCACAAAAACCACGUCCCCUGCCCCCUGCAAUGGGUCUGACAAAGCACUGGCUGAGCUCUGCUGCAGAGGAAGCCAACCCAUGUAGGCACCAAGGCUGCUCUCUGCACACUCUGUUUUUCUGCAUUAGAGCUGGCAAUGACCCACAUUCUGUGCUGAUCUAAUUUGCCUUUGAUCAGUGCUUCGUUUCUGUUGGCAAACACAUCCUUUCACUCUCCUCAGGAUCUCUGCAUUUUUAUUAUAUCAGCGUCCAAAAGACAGAAAUUUUAAAUGACAUACAAGUACAAAGUUGGUUGUGAAAUUGCUGGUGAUGCUACUGAGCUGUAAUUUUAUGAAAGAAUGACUUAAAAUUGUUUACUCCUGUGAUGAUGCUGCUUGUAAGUGAAAAUUCCCUGGGCUCUUUCUGCUAAUGUGAGUAAAGAAGGUGCAACUUUCUUAUAGAGAGAAUAUCCCCACAGGAUUUUGUAUGUUAAAUGAAAGCACAGAAGAAGAGUUCUGCAUUCAGUUGAUAAACUGGGGCAGUUGACAAAUCCAGGGUGUUGUUUUUUUGUCAUUAUCUUGCUUACCCAGAACUGCAAUAAAUACUAACCAAAAAUGGUAAAAAAAUAUUCUCUUAAAAUUAAGGAUAUUCAAUUUUUAGAUACUUUAAUUUCCCCUACCAGUGUCAGAAGGAAGCUUCACUUUUAAGUGUUUUAGGUGGGCUGCAUGUCUUGCUCUCUAUGCAAUUCUGUGUCAGGUGUCUUCAUCACCAGGGGCUUUAUUUGGCCCUGAAUUGAUUCUUUGAAGGGGUACAUGGACCAGAGGUGCAGAACCACUUGUAUAACUGGCAGCUAACCAUUCUGGGUUCUCUAUGUACAGAUAUCUAGGUUAGACCUAAAGCUGUGGAAGAUCAGACAGCUACAAAGCUGAGCUGGGUAGCACUGCAGACCUGCUGGCCCUGGUGCAGUGGAGGCUGUGGGAGAGAUAAACUCAAGGCAAGAACAAAAAUGAAGAUAUCAUCAGUCUGGUCACUCUGACUGAUGAGAGAAGAUGUAACAAGGACAGUGCUGGUGCAAGAGAAUGUAACAGGGACUUGAUAACCAAAAAGAUUGUGUUGCUAAGGGAGCAGAGGCAAAGGGGUUGAGUGGAAAGUUUUGUAUGGAUGUUAGAGAAGUAACUGGUGGUUAGUGUAAUAAACUGGCUUCAUUUGCAUAGCAUGGUCCGUGUCCUUCCAUCACCCUACAAAGAUGUGCUUUUCAGAAAUUAAUUAUGAUGAAGAAGAAAAUGCUACAAGUACCAACCAAGCAAUAAUAAGCUUUAAACCAUGUGAAGGUUGAUUUAGCCACAUAAUGAUUGCAAACUUUCCAGGACAGGCACUGGAGUGGGUACCUGCACCUACCAGCACCUGCCACCACUUGUUUCCAGUGGCACAUGCAAAGUUCUGCAAUUCUAAAACAUUUCCUGCUUAUAACACCUCCUAAUAUUCACAAUAUCACAUUUAGCAGUUUCAGCAGUAAAUAGAGAAACAUUUGUUGGGUUUUCUUUUUUCACCACCUUUGAUUUUUUUUUUUUUGAUCUCAGAUUAAUUAUCAUCUUCUCUUCUAUUGUCAAAUAAUAACUGGUUACACAAUAACAAGACUAGAAUGUCCCGUCCACUUCAAAGCUUUCAGACUUGCAGUGCUUCUUUCUGGGCUCAAAUUUCAUCCUGGACAUAAAAUUCAUUUGCAAACAAUCCGUGAUGCAAGAUAAGGUGAGGCAGGAGCCUGUACAGGUGCCUCUGACUUCAUGGUGUGAGUGCUCCUGCACUGAGAGCACUGUGAGUUGUGGUGGUGUCCUCACACUCUUGUGGGAAUUGGCACCUCCUGCCUCUCCUGUGCCUUCCUGUUGGGCUGAGUGACAGUCCUCAGCAGGCAAGAGGAGUGUCAGGGGAGCACAGCUCCGUGCCUUGGACUGUGGGAGGAUUGCUGAGUUUCUGGCUGCCUUCUCCCUGCUCAGAGUAUUUCCCAAGAGAAAAACUUCUUCCUGGCAUGGCGAGUGGGAAGGCCUUAAAUCUUGAACUUUCUAAGCUUUUCAAUGAGAUGUGGGAUGCAGAUGUCCACCGCCUCAGGCCUGGGAAAGACUACACCAUUGAUGUGCAGGGAAAAGCAGGUCCAGCACAGCCAGGUGACAGUGCUGUCCAGGACAAUGCAGCCAGACAUCUGUUUCAUAAUGUAAAUGAAGAACGCCUGAGGAGCAUAAAAACUUUUGCAACCUUUAUUUCUUUAUUGGACAACUAUGAGACAUCAACUGGUGUAGCAGAAGUAGUGACUCCAGAAGAAAUAGUUGAAAACAAUUGUUUCCUUGAUGCUGUCUUAGCAACAGAAGUCAUGAGACUAGCUCAUGCCUAUCUGCUGAGAAAAAACCUAGCAAAGCCAAACCUUGCUGAUUUCAAAGGUCAGCUUUAUAACAUCUGGUUCCAGCUCUAUGCCAGGAAAACAGGAGACAGACCUGAUUCUUGUGGUUUUGAACAUGUUUUUGUUGGAGAAACAAGGCAUGGGAAAGAGAUCUUAGGUUUGCACAACUGGGUGCAAUUUUACCUUCAGGAAAAGCGUGACCAGAUUGAUUACAAGGGAUACGUAGCUCGGAAGAACAAAACCAGGCCUGACAAGGAAGACCAAGUUUUGAGCAUCCAGUUCAGCUGGAAGGGCUCAGUGAAGCCAGUUGGAAGCACCUUCAUUGGUGUCAGCCCAGAGUUUGAAUUUGCCCUUUACACAGUCAUUUUCCUGCUGUCUGAUGAAAGAGUCUCACGUGAAACAGUGAAGAUAGAUGAGUAUGAGCUACAGGUGGUUGUCUGGCGCCAUGGGCACCACAUUGGAACAGCAUACCCUGUACUGCUCAGCACCACUGAAGACUAGUGGAGUGAGCAGGAAACUUUGCUUUUUAAAUUGGGGGGAAGGAGGAGUGGUGGAGAGAGGAGGAAUGGAUGGGGGGGUGGACAGGACCAGAUAAAAAAGUUAAUAUGUUGUUUUAUCCGACUCAUUCCAAGUAAAAAUUGAUGACUCUGUCUCUUUUGUUCUGCAGUGGAGUAUUUAAUCAGUAGUGUGCUGUGACACUGAGAAAACAUGAAAUGUAACUCCUGCUCACAUUAAAUUUACAUCUAAAUUACA
Messenger RNA from Oenanthe melanoleuca, 3178 nucleotides. Its product is annotated as poly(U)-specific endoribonuclease-A-like. Gene Ontology annotation, molecular function: RNA endonuclease activity. The coding region runs from base 2060 to 2926 and encodes 288 amino acids. NCBI's taxonomy places the organism in Eukaryota, Metazoa, Chordata, Aves, Passeriformes, Muscicapidae. The record is from RefSeq and is a predicted model, not a curated record. The transcript has 7 exons.